Penicilliopsis zonata CBS 506.65 is the source of this 313-nucleotide messenger RNA. RefSeq lists its product as hypothetical. Bases 32 to 211 code for a protein of 59 amino acids. The record is from RefSeq and is a predicted model, not a curated record. The transcript has a single exon. Lineage: Eukaryota; Fungi; Ascomycota; Eurotiomycetes; Eurotiales; Aspergillaceae.
CUAAGGUACGGUACGCUGGUACCGUACCGUAAUGAUUCAGCCUUCUGACGUACCCGCCACAGACACAGCCACGGAGCAACAUCGUCACCAUCUGGGCAUCCAUCCCAUCCCAUAUUCGUUACAUUCUCACUACUCUUUCACCUAUCUCCAACCCUAUACACUUCCUGUAUACAUCUACUGUAUACCUUACCCCUUUUACCUAUCUUGUUAAUUCUUUUUUGCCUCCACCCCACUCACAGCCCCCGUUCCCAUCAUGUCGUGGGCAGGUAAAAGCCACCCCCGAUUUCCCAAGCCAUCGAAUGUUCAAUCCGAC